AUGGUGGGGGGGCGUGAAAACCCGCGCUUAGUCAGCUCUAAACUGACGCCGGGGCGUCAGUGUAUUGGGACCCCAGACUGCCUCGACUGCUUACUAAACAUUGUGCUGGUUGCGCUCGUGGACCUGGUUCACCCACACCAGCAUAUGGAGCUCGCAGGGAUCUUCUGCAUCUGCAUUCAUUCGUUAAGCUGCCCGCACAAAACUCCCCCUCAUCCUUUCUACCAAGAGACCCGACGACCCAACUUGCAUUCCCAACCCCAUAUCCAACGAAAGGCCUCGUCCACAGAUUUCCCUUCACACAUAUACCUAAACCUGCUAUCCGACACCAUGGCAGAAAAGAAGGAAGUCGAGGAAGUCGGUAGGUUCGACCUUCUCGCCCCUCGUGCGAGCUGGUGGGAUGUUUGCUACCCCGCUAUCUGCAUCACAAUGGGCUUGAUUUGCCAGCAGAAGAGCUCCAGCUAGGCUAUGGCAGAUUGACCAGUACUGACUCUCGAAUCUUAGACUACACCCUCAACAACCCCGAUACCCUGACCAAAUACAAGAGCGCUGCCCAGAUUUCGCAAAAGGUCUUGGAAGCUGUCUCUGCCUUAUGUGUUGCCGGCGAAAAAAUUGUCACCAUCUGCGACAAGGGUGACAAACUCUUGGACGAGGAGAUCGCAAAGGUCUACCGUGGAAAGAAAAUUCUCAAGGGUAAAUACACAAUCUCCUGCUAUUUGGGACCUGUCUAGACGGUCUCUGCUAAUGCUUCAGAUCAGGAAUUUCACACCCAACUACCGUUUCCCCAUCCUCAUUUGUCACCCCAUAUACUCCUCUUCUAUCCGAUGAAGCCGAAGCAGCACGAACUUUAGAGGAAGGUGAAGCUGUCAAAAUUCAACUUGGUGCACAGAUUGAUGGUUUUGGAACAAUUGUCUGUGACACCAUCAUAGUCGGUCCCGUCGAAGGUCGUAACGUUGAUCUAUUGUUGGCCACAUACUACGCAAAUGAACUGCUCUUAAGAUUGAUGGUUCCACCUGGACUAUUGGCAACCGGUACGGAUGAGGAGAAGGCUAAAGCUGCCAAGGUCAAGGCUCCAACUCAAAGCAAGAUUACCAGUCUUCUGGAGAAGGUAGUGAAGAGCUACGACUGCAAUCUGGUUGAACACACUACCAGCUGGCAAUUUGAGCGUAAUGAGAUUGAAGGAAAGAAAAAGAUCAUUCUUGCACCAGGUGAUGGUACCAAGGGCGACGGAACUCCCGAGGUUGGUGAUGUUUGGGGUGUUGAGAUGGGUGUCAGUUUGGGCUCCGGAAAGAUCAAGAACUUUGAGAACAGAGCAACUCUACAUCGACGAACUACCCUCACAUAUGCGCUUAAACGACCAAGUUCGAAAAAGAUUCUGAAUGAGGUCGUAAAGAAGUUCGGCACAUUUCCAUUCAGUUUACGUCAGUUGGAGGACGAGAGAGACGCCAAGGUAGGAGUUGUCGAGUGUGUUCGAGGCAACGUCUUUAGACAAUACGAGGUUGUCGGUGAUAAAGACGGAGAGACAGUGGGCCGUCUGUUGACUACCAUUGGUGAGUCCAUAUACAUAAAGUUACUACCAAUAUAUUGCAUACUGAUUAUUAUUUUUAGCAAUCACCAAGAAUGGUCUCCAGAAGCUUGCCGCACCACCUGCUCUUGACUUGUCCAAAUUGAAGACGGAAAAGAAGAUCACUGAUGAGGAAGUUCUCGCAAUUUUGGAGCAGCCUCUCGCUAAGGAGACCAAGGCCAAAUCCAAGUCCAAGAAGAAGAAGCCAGCGAAGAAGGCUGCCGGCGCUGCAGCGGAGAGCAGUGAUGAGGAAUAA
Hymenoscyphus albidus is the source of this 1817-nucleotide messenger RNA. The record is from the annotation of a GenBank genome assembly. NCBI's taxonomy places the organism in Eukaryota, Fungi, Ascomycota, Leotiomycetes, Helotiales, Helotiaceae.